This is a messenger RNA of Trichoderma gamsii, 969 nucleotides long. RefSeq lists its product as hypothetical. The transcript has a single exon. NCBI's taxonomy places the organism in Eukaryota, Fungi, Ascomycota, Sordariomycetes, Hypocreales, Hypocreaceae. The record is from RefSeq and is a predicted model, not a curated record. The coding region runs from base 1 to 969 and encodes 322 amino acids.
AUGGCGCAAGUCCUCGCGGUGAUAGCACACUUACAAUCACGCGAUGCAGCUCAGCGUAUCAUCCAGCUCCGCCUCCAGACUUCCCUACGGAAACGUUCACACAGAGUCUUAUCUUACCUGCUCAACAAUGGCGCAGACAUCAGUGACGUACACCCCGGGUGGCUCUACAAUGACGACCUAUUCGCCAAGCCCUCGCUCGAGGCGCUGGAGAUACUCAUCGCUCACGGCUGGGAUAUCGAUUCCCGGCGAGACGGCACAAGCUGGCCACUGCUGUGGGGUGUGGUGCAGUUUCCCGAUCUUGUACAGUGGUGCCUUGAUCACGGAGCCAGCGUAUAUUUGCCCGGCGACACUCCUCCGAGAGCUGCCGACGGCGACAUAGGCAAACUCCCACGCAUAACGCUGCUUGAGUCUGCUGCGGGCGAUGGUUCAGUCGCGAUAUUCAAGCUACUGCGAGAAAAGGGCGCUCCUUUCCACCCACGUGUACUCCAUGCCGCCGUUGAGCGCGCUGUUGUCCACGCACCAUUCUUUGAUUCCUCCUCCAGCCAUCGCCGGGACCAGUUCAAUGAGCGCAUGGUCAUGAUACGAUACCUUGUAGAUGAAGUUGGCAUCGACGUUCGCUCGCAAUGGCUGAAGCCAGGUAGAGUUGGCGCCACGCCAUUGGAGUAUGUAGCUCAUCACACCUCCAGCAGCAACAAGGACGUGAGAGACUUAAUCUGGUUCUUGCUGGAUCGUGGUGCAGACCCUAAUCAUGCUUCCGUUCUUAAAGAUGGCUACAAAAGUUAUAAAGAUAUUAUAUAUAAGGGGCCUGAUAUUUCAUAUCCCAGUCCAUUUGAGGUAGCUCAGCAGAGUUCCCGCCCGCACUUUCUCGAGGUUGUUCAAGAGUGGCAGAGACGGCAGCGUAGUAGCGCAACCUGGUGGACUUGGGGAACAUCGUGGAUCUCAUGGCCUUUUACUAAACAGAGCAGCUAA